Messenger RNA from Thermothielavioides terrestris NRRL 8126, 2628 nucleotides. RefSeq lists its product as uncharacterized. The coding region runs from base 193 to 2496 and encodes 767 amino acids. The record is from RefSeq and is a predicted model, not a curated record. The transcript is spliced from 2 exons. NCBI's taxonomy places the organism in Eukaryota, Fungi, Ascomycota, Sordariomycetes, Sordariales, Chaetomiaceae.
GCUUCGCAGACGACCCUCACCGACGCAGACGCACUCCCUACAACUGAACCUUACCUCUCGAAUCCACAAAAGUUGCGGCCCGGAGACAGAAAGAGUGCAGAAGCAGAGGGAGCAACCGUGCGCGGACCCCGAGGGACGCCCCGGGAGGAGAGCGGGAAGCAGUUGCAGGUCCAUGGUUGAAAAGGCGUCAAGAUGGUGCUCGACAUUCCCGAGGGCGGUGUCGUGCUUGAGAACUCGGCCAAAACAAUGGCCGAGCUUCCAGCGCAGGCAUUCGCCCUCACGCUCAGCGGGAGUGUCAUUGAGGAUAUGAUUGCCUGCGUUCAGAGUGGAGGGGAGAUCCAAUUGUCUCUGGGAAGCAGCCCCAAAUUCCUGUUCGACGACCAUGAGAUACGGAUAUCCAAGACGCCUGAUCCAUCCGGCUACGAUCUCUUUUGGGCCAGCUCCGAAACCCCGUCGACCGUCAGCAAACUCCCAAACCCAACGAUGUCCAUCUUCCGAGUUCCCAAGCUCAAAGCAAAGCCCAAAGCUCCGAAGGCGCCCGGCCCGGGGGCAAAGGGCAGUGAAUCUGCGGCUAAGAGAGUCCUUGCUCGCUCGGCCGCAUCUCCUAGGGAUUCCGACUCGCAAGCGAAAAUGGACCCCGCCACAGCGCAGCUCGAGCGCUCACUUGAUAUACUGGCAGCGAAUAAGCGGGAGAACUCGUAUGGACCUCGGCAUGUGUUUGCUGACCAGGCCGAUACUAAUGCUGAUUCUAGUACAACGGUUGUCACCGGUUUGCCAAGUUCCAGGACUGGGAAAGUGAAACCGCCCGGAAAGAGACUACUAGAACCCCAAGCAGGUGCCUCGCCUCGAUCAUUAACCCCCAGCCCAGCCUUAAGUGCGAGUGGCUCCCCGUCGUUCCCGGGAUCCGGCCCCACGGCGCAGGAGCGACUGAAGCAGCAGCGCUUCCCGAUACUCCACGAACUGGCAGUCCAGGAGCUAUCCCGUGAGGAGCUCUUGGCGAAGUGGCACGAGGGCACCGAGGAAGAGUUCAACGCCGUGCUCGACAAAGUGGCGGACCUCGACAAGGACACCCAAAAGUGGGCUCUGAAGAAGAUGUUCUGGAAGGAGUUAGACGUCUUUGAGUACAAUUAUGCCAGCAAGGAGGACCGUCAGAGGGCCAUCAACAACGCCAUCAAGCAGUACGACCGCAGUCGGCUGGGCACGUCGGACCCGCUGUGGCAAAAACUCCUCCCCAAAGCGGACCGCGGCAAGGGCAUCUGUCUAAGCCGGCUGCAAGCGGCCAUCGCCAAGGGUCCGCCGCCGCCGGCACCGAAGCAGAGGGCCGGCACUGCGGACGCCAGCGGCGCGGAGUCGGAUUCGGGAAGCUUGGCCAAAGGGGGCGAGUCUAUGUCCAGGUCCAGUUCGCAGGCGUCCACGGGGAAGAAGAAGCUGUCAGCAUCAGAAGCCCAAGCCAAGCGGAUGCUGUCUACGUCGAAGAAGCCGGUGGCGGCGGUAGCUGCAAAGCCGGUCGCAAAGGCCAUGCCCGCCAAGGCCGCCACGAAAGGGGCGGGCGCAAAAGGCGGGCGAGUCCUGUCCAAGGAAUUCGUUACGGACUCGAGUUCCUCUGACGAUGAGGUGCCCCUCUCAACGUCGCUGGGGAAGUCGAAAGCCGGCGUUGUUCCAUCCUCCAAACCCGCGGCGCGCGCGGCUGAGAAGCCAAAGCCAGCGGAAAAGACAAAGGAGGCGCCCGCUGCAAAGCCAAAAGCCGCUGCCGUUGCGAAAGCUCCCCCGCGGGAAGACAAGAAAGAGAAGGAAAAGGACAAGGACAAUGAAAAGGAACAGGAGAAGGAGAAGGAGAAGGAAAGGGAGAGAGAUACGAUCCGCGCCCAGGUCAUUGCGAAGCCGAUCAAGCCCCCAAUAAAGCGGUCGCGAGAUCCCGACGACGACGACAGUUCUAGUUCCGGUACUCCGCUCAGCAAACGUGCGAAACCUGUCGUCAAGCCGCCGGCGGCACGGUCUUCAUCCGGUAAGGCACGGACGGCUUCCGAUGCCAGCCAUAACGGUCGAGGAACCGGCUCAGGGGUGGGAGCGCCCAAACCGAAGAGCGUGUCUCCGGUCAAGUCAUCCCCUCUUGCCUCGUCUCCGCCCACCAAUGCGUCGGACAUGGAGCAGGACCGCCUCCCCCCCGCAAAGGUUCGCGACCGCGAACAGGAACGGGAGACUACGGUGAGGAGCGUUAGCAGCAACACGGACAGCGGCACAAGCGCCAGCAUCGCAAGGAAGCGGCCGCCGACCGAGUCGCUACCCGGGAACAAGGCGAAGCGGUCCCGGCCGUCACAGGAGACCAUCGAGAUGGCGGCCCGGUUCAAGCAGUUCUACGCGCGGUACGAGCAGCUCCACCACGACAUCUCGAAGCAUGACAACCCGGACCCCAGCAAGGUGAUGGACCUGCUCGACAUGCACGAACGGCUGAGCCGGAUGAAGACGGAGAUCUACGCCGCAGUCGAGGCCUGCUGAAACAGAGAUUGGGGGGUUGGCAGAGCUGCAGCUGGUCGCGUUUAAGUGUUUCUCUCCCGCCGUCUCGGCUGCAACUUUGUCUUUGGAAUGCUCGUCCUCGAUUGAACGACUGAUAUGGGAGCUACAGCUCGG